UCUCUCCUUCUCUCUCUGCCAAAAGAAAGAGUGAGAAAAAGAAGCGAGGCAAGGACGCAAGAAUCCAAAGUCCCCCGUCACCGAAACCAAAGGGAAGCCAAAGCGCACCUCCAAAGAUCCUCUGAUCUCCACGAUGCCUCCGGCCAAACCCUAACCCCAACCCCCCAUUCUUAUUCCAAUCUCCGUCACUCACUCUCCUACCCCCAUGGCGGAUCCCGGCGGCUGGCGAUCCGCCCCCCGCCCGAAGAAUUCCGGCCUCCGACGGGCCUGGUGCUGCCCCUUCGGCGCCGCUCACCGCAGCCCCGACCGCCGGAGCUCCCCUCACUACCAUCACCAUGAACCCCCCUCCAAGCCUCCCCAGAAGCCACCGCCCUUCGCCGGUGGCUCCUUCCACGGCUCCCCUUCUCCCAGCAACAAGCUCGGACUCGGCAUCAUCGACCCCCGGCGGAUCCUCUCCCCCGGCCGGGUCUCCCCUAUCGACUCCGAUGCGCCCCUCGGCCAGCUGCCGGAGAUCGCCGACGCCGCCUCGAUCGCCAACGCGGCUGUGGAGUCGGAGCCGGAGAGCUCGGAUCCGCUUCCAAAGGAGCGAUCUUUGGUUCCGGAGAGGCCGGUGGCGGAGAAUGGGGCUGGUUUGAAGGAGGGAUCUUUGGAUUUGAGGCUCAGCUUGAAGGGAAAGGACGGGAGGUGCUUGGUGUGGGAGCUGGAUUCGGAGGUCCUGUGCGAGAGCAGUGCAUUUUUUGCCUCCAUGGUUCUGAACUCUGGCCAGAAUGUCUCGGAUGCUUUGGCUGAUUGCCGGAAGAUAGAGGUUACUGGUGUUGAGGAUUUGGGUGUUUUCGGGGAGACAAUAGAGCUGAUGUACGAGAAGGAUGCAACGAGGUGGCUCAUGAAAGCCGGAAUCUCCCGAGCCAUUGACGUACUUGAGGUAUCUUCCACGAUCAUGUUUGACAGAGGUAUCACAUCAUGUUUGAAGUAUAUCGAGGCUGUUCCAUGGAGUGAGAAGGACGAGGAGAAGCUGAAGAGCUUGUUUGCAAGAUACACAUUCGAUGAAGCAAUUUCUCAAGAUGUACUAGCCAGGUUAUUCCCACGAGGUCCAAACCAGUCUGAAGUUCUAGCUCUGCAGCUCAUACGGUCUGUUGCAAAUGGAACUAAUAGUAAUGCAAGGAAGGAGAUGCAGUUCUUUGUAAGUGGCCUCUUAUCGAAAAGCUCAGUCUAUCAAAAGGACCCCGCUGGUCUCAAUAAGGAGAGCCUGUACAGCAUCUGUCAAUCUUGUUUGAACUCACUGGUGGAGCUCUUUGAAGAAGCCUCCAACUCUGGUCCGGUAAAUCAGAUGGCAAUAACAAAAGCAACAAAGCCAUUGAUCGAGCGAGUCUCUAAGCAAGUGGAGAACAUUAACUGGCUGCUAGAGAUUCUUGUAGACAAGCAGAUGGCAGAAGAUUUUGUGUGCUUGUGGGCAAGACAAGAUGGAUUGAUCAGGAUGCAUGGCAUGGCAUCACCAAUGGUGAGAUACGAGCUCAGUCGCAUCUCGGCGAGUCUGUUUAUUGCACUAGGAAGGGGGAGGUUGCAGUGUGGGGGCAACAUGAGAUCCAGUGUCCUCAGGGCAUGGUUUGGACCUAUGUUGGUGGACUUCGGUUGGUUGCAGAGAUGCUCAAAAGGGUUGGACAUGAGGAUGUUGGAGGAGAGCCUGGGCCAAGCUCUCCUUACCCUUCCAUUGAAGCAGCAGCAGAGCUUUUUUGAGGAAUGGUUUCGAUGUUUCGUUUGCCAUGGCACUGAAUGUCCAAACCUGGGCAAGGCUUUUCAGGUAUGGUGGCGAAGGUCAUUUGCUGUAAGGUCCUCGGAAGCGCACAGCCAUGCUUCUUAAAUCCUUUCAAUAUUUGGUUUGCUGUGUGGAUGUAAUACUAGUGUCGUUUUAAGAUGAUUAGAGGUGAAUCAUGUAAUCAUAUUUUCUUAAAGCACCUAUUUUCUCCUGCGUC
Messenger RNA from Phoenix dactylifera (date palm), 1970 nucleotides. Its product is annotated as BTB/POZ domain-containing protein At2g13690-like. Lineage: Eukaryota; Viridiplantae; Streptophyta; Magnoliopsida; Arecales; Arecaceae. The record is from RefSeq and is a predicted model, not a curated record.